CUUUCUGUAGCAACUUACACUCUUAUGUUGGAGCUUUUUCCGGUUUCGAGUCGUACGUUGAUGAGCGGUUUGAGUGGUGUCACCUGGGGCCUGUGUGUCUUGCCCAUUGCACCCGUUGCCUAUCUGUUUCGUAACUACAGUUGGAGAAUCAAUAAUAUCGUCUAUUCCAGCUGCCACGUCAUGGCAUUCUUCCAGUUGUGGUACCUUGAAGAAUCUUUGCGCUGGUUGGUCACCAAUGGAGAUGUUGAAAGAUCCAAAAAGAUAAUCAAACGAGCUGCCAAAGAAAAUGGCGUUGACUUCGACCCGAUUUGGGACAAGAUGCAAACUAUUUUGAUUCCGCUGGCCACAAUCAAGAACAAAGACACUAAAAGAUCCAAAGAAAAACUGAAACACCAACAAGAAGUCAAAGAGGAAGGAUUCCUCACGAUAUUUACGAAUUCAUUGGCUCGCAAAAUGACGCUCAUUGUCUCCAUAAUCUCGUUCAUGAACAGUGUGACAUACACCGCCGUGUAUAUGAUAUCUCCCAGUUUGGCAGGUAAUCGAUUUUUGAACUUUUUCUUGUUUUCCCUAACAGAAGUUUGUGGCAAUAUAACCAUGGCCAUGACACUUUUCAGAGUGACAAGAAGAGUGGCAAUAGCUUUUUUCCUAGGAACCGCCGGUGUUGCCUUAUUUUUAGCUGUAGCUGUCUUGUAUUUUGGAGAUGGGUCGAGUGUCUAUUCAGUCUUGAACAUCAUAUUCAGUCUGUUGGGAAUGUUUGGUAUCAGUGCUUCAUUUUGUCUUAUGUGGAUAUAUACAACAGAAGUCUACCCAACUAACCUGAGGAAUAUCGGACUUGGUUUCUUAACAUUCUCUGGAAAUGUUGGAACUAUGCUGUCGCCCUAUUCUCGCGUUCUUAUGGAUAUCAUACCAUGGGUACCUGAAACGGUGUGUAGCAUUGGUUGUAUUUUGAGCGUUUUCCUCUUGUACUUCAUGCCGGAAACUAAAAGAAUGCAAAUGCCAUCAUCAAUGUCGGAUAUCAGAAAACAAAUGGUAUUACAGAAAAUCUUCAAGUGGGGAAACUCAGGAAAAGAAACCGGUUCAAGUGACCGAGAAGGGACGACUUCUUCAGAAUUGACGAAGACAGACACAUAACUCGACUAUGGAAGACAUUAUUGUUAUUAUCAUUGUUAUUACUAUGUAAGCCCCAACACUUUAUGUCUGUUUUUGUAUUUUCCCGCUCAUCCUUCGCCCUUGUGGUAAAUAAAUGAAAUCUUCAUCAUCAUCAUCA
Octopus bimaculoides (California two-spot octopus) is the source of this 1267-nucleotide messenger RNA. RefSeq names its product solute carrier family 22 member 7. Gene Ontology annotation, biological process: transmembrane transport. Gene Ontology annotation, cellular component: membrane. Lineage: Eukaryota; Metazoa; Mollusca; Cephalopoda; Octopoda; Octopodidae. Gene Ontology annotation, molecular function: transmembrane transporter activity. The record is from RefSeq and is a predicted model, not a curated record.